Phycodurus eques (leafy seadragon) is the source of this 4982-nucleotide messenger RNA. Its product is annotated as 1-phosphatidylinositol 4,5-bisphosphate phosphodiesterase beta-1-like. Gene Ontology annotation, biological process: lipid catabolic process; phosphatidylinositol-mediated signaling; memory. Lineage: Eukaryota; Metazoa; Chordata; Actinopteri; Syngnathiformes; Syngnathidae. Gene Ontology annotation, cellular component: nuclear speck; cytoplasm. Gene Ontology annotation, molecular function: calmodulin binding; phosphatidylinositol-4,5-bisphosphate phospholipase C activity; calcium ion binding. The record is from RefSeq and is a predicted model, not a curated record.
ACAGAUAGUAGCACCAGCAGCACCACAAGAAGAUGAAGAUGCUGAGGAGGAGGAGGAGGAUGCCGCAGCCGCCCACCUCCGCCUGUUGACGCCAGUUUGACAGCUCGGACCAGAGUCUGGAGGGCGCCGCGCUGGACUUGGGGGACCCGAACCGGGGGGCGCACGUGCGUGUGAAGCCAUGGCCGGCGCCCAGCCGGGGGUCCACGCCUUAAAACUCCAGCCGCCCGCCGUCUCCCGCGCCCUGAGGAACGGGAGCAACUUCAUCAAAUGGGACGAGGAUCUUUCCACUGUAACUCCUGUGACUCUCUACGUGGAUCCUCAUGGACUUUACCUCUACUGGACCGACCAGAACAAGGAGACAGAGUUGUUAGAUUUAACCCACGUUAAAGAUGUCUGGACGGCCAGAAGCACCAAAACGGCCAAGGAGGCCAAACUGCGGGAGCUGCUGGACGUGGGCAACCUGGUGGGCCGGCUGGAGAACCGCAUGGUCACCGUGGUGACGGCCUCGGACAUCGUCAACGUCAACCAGAUCAUCUUCAUCGCGUCGCAGGAGGACGAAGCCAAGGUGUGGUGUGAGGAGCUCUUUUGUCUGUCGUCCAACCUGCUGAGCCACAACCUCAACAGAGACCACAGUCUCCUAAAAGCGUAUGUGAAGUUGACUCUCCAGCCCAACGCCGAGGGCCGAAUCCCCGUCAAGAAUAUUGUUCGCUUGUUUUCGUCAGACAGGAAGCGAGUGGAGAACGCGCUGGAGAACUGCCGACUUCCUUACGGACGGGGUGACGGCAUCAAACUGGAGGAUUUCACUCUGGAGGUGUACAAGAGCUUCCUGGAGCACCUUUGCCCUCGUCCGGAGCUCGCCAACAUCUUUAAACUUCAGGGAGGCGAUGGCGGGACGGUGUCGGUGGAUCAGAUGACAGAUUUCAUCAACAACAAGCAGAGGGACCCCAGACUCAACGAGAUCCUGUACCCGCCUCUCAGACCCGCUCAGACCCAGAUGCUCUUCGAGAGGCACCAGAGCGACAAGACGCUGCUGGAGCAGGGCGUGAUCUCGGCGCAGGCCUUCUCCAGUUAUCUGUCGAGCGACGACAACGGCGUCAUCCCCCCGGACAAACUGGACCAGUCCGAGGACAUGAGCUUCCCGCUGUCGCACUAUUUCGUCAACUCCUCGCACAACACCUACCUGACAGCGGGCCAGCUGGCGGGCAGCUCGUCGGUGGAGAUGUACCGGCAGGUGCUGCUGGCCGGCUGUCGCUGCGUGGAGCUGGACGUGUGGAAAGGUCGCACGGCCGAGGAGGAGCCCGUCAUCACGCACGGCUUCACCAUGACCUCGGAGAUCUCCUUCAAGGAAGUAAUUGAGGCCAUUGCCGAGUGCGCCUUCAAGACGUCGCCUUUCCCGGUCAUCUUGUCUUUUGAGAAUCACGUUGACUCUUUGAAGCAGCAGGCAAAAAUGGCGGAAUAUUGUCGAUCCAUCUUUGGGGAAGCGUUACUGAUUGACCCAUUGGACAAAUACCCGCUGGAGUCGGGCACGCCGCUGCCCAGUCCUCAGGAGCUGAUGGGCAAAAUCUUGAUCAAGAACAAGAAAUCUCACAAAGCCUCCGGCGGCGGCGGCGGCGACGUCAAGAGGCUGACGGAGCAGCCGGCCAAUCAGGACCCCGAGCCCGUGUCGCCUAGCAACAACACCACAGAGAUGGAGGCAGAGAGUGAGGAAGACGACGAUGACGACGACGAUGACGGCAAAAAGGGCUCGGCGGCGCGCGAGGCCGUGGCCACGGAGGAGAUGUCCACUCUGGUCAACUACGUGCAGCCCACCAAGUUCAACUCCUUCGAAGCCUCCAAGAAGGCGGCCCGCUGUUACCACAUGUCGUCAUUUGUGGAGACCAAAGCUCUGGAGCACCUCACCAAGUCGCCGGUGGAGUUUGUGGAAUAUAAUAAAUCCCAGCUGAGUCGGAUCUAUCCCAAAGGAACCAGAGUGGACUCGUCCAACUUCAUGCCGCAGCUUUUCUGGAACGCCGGCUGUCAACUGGUGGCUCUCAAUUAUCAAACCAUAGAUCUGUCCAUGCAGUUGAACCUCUUCAUGUUCGAGUACAACGGUCGCAGCGGUUACAGGCUCAAGCCCGAGUUCAUGCGGCGGCCGGACAAACACUUUGACCCUUUCACGGAGAACACGGUGGACGGUGUCGUAGCCAACACCCUCUCCGUCAAGGUGAUCUCGGGCCAGUUCCUCACCGAGCGCAGGGUGGGCGUCUACGUGGAAGUGGAGAUGUUUGGCCUUCCUGCUGACACCAGGAGGAAAGCUCUGAAGACCAAAACCUCGCAGAACAACAACGCCGUCAACCCGGUUUGGGAUGAGGAACCCGUCGUCUUUAAGAAGGUGAUUCUCCCCACCCUGGCCUCGCUGAGAAUCGCCGCCUUUGAGGAAGGAGGGAAGUUCAUCGGCCAUCGCAUCAUUCCGGUGUCUGCCGUACGACCCGGGUAUCGUUACAUCGGCCUGAGGAACGAGAAGAACCAGUCUCUUAUUCUGCCCGCCGUAUUCGUCUCCAUCGAAGUCAAAGACUACGUCCCAGACACUUUUGCAGACGUGAUCGAGGCCCUGUCCAACCCGAUUCGAUACGUCAACCUGCUGGAGCAACGUUCCAAGCAGCUGGCCGCGCUGACGCUGGGGGACGGAGACGACGACGCGCACACCGAGGACGAAGCCGACAGCUGCGCCGAGCGCAAAAACGAUCCCAGGUCGGCGUUGGUGGAGAACGGACUGAGCCCGGCGCCCGGACCCGCGGGCCACGCUCCCGUCGCCGCUGCACCCAAACCCUCUGCGGCCAAUCAGCAAGCGGCUGCGACAGAUGCGGCCAAACCGGCAGCAAAGACGGAAGAUUUGGUGUUAAGCGUUUUGAUAGACGUGCCCGUGUGCACGCUGGCCUGGCUGCGGCAGUCCAAAUCGUACCAGAAGGAGCAGCGGCGUCAGUUCAAGGAGCUCAAGGAGCUGGUGAGGAGGCACCAGAAGAAGACCUCGGAGCUCCUGCGAGAGAUCAACAACAAGUACAAGAAGACGGCCAGACGCUGCAGCAAGAGCAGGCGCUCGUCGUCCGAGGAGCCGGACGAGCGUCUGCGGGCGCUGCGAGACGAGCAGCGCGAGCAGCUGCUGGCGCUCAGGCGGGAGCAGUACUACAGCCAAAAGUAUCUGCAGAGGGAACACGUCAAGACGCUGAACGAGCGACUUAGCAGCCUGGCAGAAGAGAAUCACAGCUCGCAGAUGAAGAAACUCAAAGACAUCUGCAGCAAGGAGAAGAAGGAGCUGAAGAGGCAGAUGGACCGAAGGAGAACCGAGAAAAUCAACUUGGCCAAGACUAAAGAGAAACAUCUGGCAGAAGAAGAGAAGAUGGAGAUCAACAAGUCGUACGUCAACGAAGUGGUGCAGAACAUCAAACGGCUGGAGGAGACCCAGGCCAAGCGUCACGAGCAGCUGCUGGAGCAACACAAUCAUCUGCUGCAGGAGAUACACGAGCAGAAGCCAAAGCUGCAGGGCGCCAUCGAGGCCGAGUUUCAGGAGAAGUUUGAGCUGUUGCCCGGCGAGAUUCGAGACUUCCUGCAGGACAGGAGGCCGGAGUUCAGAGGGCACAGCGAGUCCCGACCGUCGACCCCCAACGAGAUUCUCUCCGAGGACGACUGAGCGACUGUCCUGUUACCGACUGUUACCGUUUCGGUUCAUUUGUGCGCAAUGAAGACUUUAAUCGUUUGUUUGGAUCACGCAUGCUCUUUGAUGUACCUCAACAUUUAAUAGGAUUCGUUAAGUACCAUUUUAAUCACCUAUCUACCAAUCUGUCUAUACUUUCUAUCAGCUUAUCUACGUACCCUACCUACUUACCAGCCUGCCUACUGCAAACCAACCUAGCUACAAAACUACUUACCUUCCUAAUGUAUGUUGUUUUUUUCCCUCUGAACAACCAACCUUUCUACAUUGCUGCCUAUCUACAUAUCUGCCAACCUACUCAUCAACCUGCCAACCAACUAUCUAACCUACCAGCCUACUCUACUGACCAACUAACCUACCUAGCAACCAGCAGACCUACUGUACCUAUUUAUCAAUCCUUUCUAUCUACCUAUCGGUCUCCCUAAUUAUCUGCCUACCUACCAAGCUACAAAAAAAAAAAAAAUGGAAAUAAAAUGGAAAACGUUUUUCAAAAAUCAGCAGAUUGGUGAAUCGGCGGGUGCCGAAGCGCACGUCUGCGUGGGUCCGCGUACUGUCGGCGAGUUCAUUGUAUUUCACUAUUGCGAUUCCAAAAAUGAAACUCGGGAAUUAUAGAUACAUUCAACACAAGAAAAUGCUUUCCGGAAGGCCAAUUCCACACGCAUUUCCAUAUUAAAAUAUUUUUGACUGUUACUAAUGUAACAUUCACAUUUCUUGGUGGUGGUGGUGAAAUGUGGGUUUUCAUUAGCUAGAAGCUAAAAUCAUCCAAAUGAUAACAAAUAAAAAUCCCAAAAUAUUCUCACUCUGUUGUAAAGCUAUAUACAGUAAUACGAGUUUUUGAAUUGAACUACAGAUGACGUUUUCUCAUUCUAAUUUCUUGCGAGGCACCUGUACCUUCCUUCCUACCUACUUACCUACCUUCCUGUCUUCCUUCCUAGCGUCCUAGCUUCUUAACAGUCAUUUAUUUGCUGACACCCUAAUUCCUCCACACCGGACCUUGAACUGGUUGAAGCAUGUUUUGAUUCUGUUUAAAGGUCAGAUGACAAAGAUGUUAUGGGCUCAGUUAAAAUUCAUAUUUGCAUUGUUUAUAUGUUAUGUAAUACAUGCACGUCACUUCCAGCAAGUUUUCAACUAGAGACAGUAGAAUAACUUUCGAGGUUUACAUUUUACCACGAUUGGAGGCAUCUGUCGUGUCCGGGAGCGGCGCGCUAAAAUUAAUAUGAUUAUGACUUUGUUUUUUGUUUUUUUCCUUUGCAUGACAUUUAACUUAUUUAAAUAAAGCGAGAUGGGAAAUGUU